AGUUCAUGAACAUAGGUAGCUAGGACCUAGCCUCACCUAGGUCCUAGGUGUUUCACAAGUAGUUGGCGGCAGGAGGAAGAAGAGCUCAAGCAUUGUUUGGUCCUUCACCAUCAGGGCGCCGACUCCCUGCCUUACCUGAUUUAUGCUCACAUAACAGCAAGUCGUUGGGGCGUCCUAUCAUCUGCUUAUUAUCCGAUCUACGUGCUUCAAAAGUCUUGUUGCCCCUCCGUGUUUACAGCCCCCCUUCUCCAGUUCAUAGAGGAAGCUUGCAUUUUGAAGGGCGUGCUAGAGUAUCAGGAGACUGAUGGCUCUAUCCUAUGCCAGGGGGGUGGGCACCCCCCUAAAUCUGGGCCAAGUGGGGCCUUUGUUAGGCAGCAGAUCGUGGAUAGAUCCUCCACGGCCCUUCUUGUAUCCACCAUAUGUGGCAAGAAGGGGCUUUAUGGGGCGAAGAGCAGGAGACCUUGCCGAUCUGGUGUCUCCAAGGCCCGCCUGCCGGUGUGCGGGUUUAGAAAGCAUGUUAGGAAAGGAGCAAAGGCGGAAAGAGGUGCACAGUGUGCGCCCGAGGGCGGGGAAGAGGCUGAGCGAGGGUCAAAGACAAGGGGGCGUGCAGGAGAAGGAAGGAGACGGAGAACAAAGACACAGUAUACCCCUGUGGAAGUCCUUCUUAGGAGUGACGGCAGGUUUGGCCCUCUGCACCAGUCUGCAUGUGGGCCAAGCACAUGCGCUUGAGUUAGAUCAACCAGGGGUUGUAACAGAGACCUCACUAGCAACUCAAAUAGGGGUUGCAACAGAGUCCUCACUAGCAACAGAGACUCUCUUAGAAAGGAGAUCGAAUGUGACAGACGACCCCCUAGACAGCGAUGUCACACUCCCAAGUGCAGGCAUGCCAGUCCAGUUCACGGUCGACAGUCCUGGGGGCACAGACGCUCCUGUUUCAGGGGAGGCUCCCAACCCUGUCCUUGACAUCAGCGUAGAGAGCAGGAAGUCUGACGGGUCAGAGGGCGCAUCUGGAGAGAGGAAGAGGCGGACAAGCAACGGGAUCGCGGCCGCCGCGGCCGCUGUGGCGGGGGUGUCUUUAGUCGCCUCUGGAGGGUCUACGGCUGCGGCGGCAGGCGCAACUUCUGCCGCUGUUGCAACAGCCGGGGGGGCUGCGGCAGGGGCGACUACAGGGGGGGCUUUGUUGGCGGCGUCCACUCUUCCUGUCUCUCAUGCGGUGGCUACAGCAGCCACUACAGCAGCCACUCUUCACGCUGCGGAAGCAGUUGGAGCGACUGUGGCUGCUUCUGUCCUAGCAGGGGGAACUGCCGCGGCCUCUGGUGCCGCCGCGCCCGCGGUGAUGUCAGCGGCAGUUGGAGCAGGGGCCGUUGCGGCGGGGACGACGUCAGCGGUUGUUGCGGCGGGGCUCGCCUCAGCGGCAGCAGGCUCCGCAGGGGCAGCGUCAGUGGCUACUGGGGCGACGUCAGCGGUUGCGGGAGCGACAUCUGCGGCAUUGGGGGCUGCAUCAGCGGUUGCAGGGGCAACUCCAGCGGUGACAGCAGCAGUGGUUGGGGCGACGUCAGCAGUGGCAGGGGCGACGUCAGCAGUCGCGGCGACGACCUCCGCGGUGACGUCAGCAGCAGCAGCAACGACCUCAGCGGUGACAUCAGCAGCAGCCGCGACAACCUCAGCGGUGACGUCAGCAGCGGCGGGCGCAGCCGCGAGCACCGCAGUCCCCUCCUCGGCGAUCCUCGCGACCUCGCUCCCCGCGGCAGUCGCCAGCAAGGCCGUCGUUGCUUCUUCAGCGGGUGCGGUUUCCAGCACCGUCGCUUCGACCAUCCCCGCCGUCGUGGCAAAGUCGGGGGCAAGUGCGGCCGCCACCUCAGCGCUGACGUCAGCGGGCGCGGUGUGCACCACCCCCGUGAGGGCGGUUGCUCACGCUGCCACGUCAGCGGUUUUGGAAGGGGGGGCCGCUGCCGUUACUGCGGCAGAGAGCGUUGCGGUCGCGCAUUCUGCUGCGGUGUUGACUCAGUCGGGGCUUGCGUCGGCGAUCGCGAGCUCGGCGCAUCAUUUUGUGGAGGGUGGCGUGGCGGGCGCAGUGGGGGCGACUGUUGUGUGCCCAAUUGACGUUGUCAAGACCCGUAUGCAAGGCCAGGAGACCAAGAAGGGGGAAAAGCCUAAGUACGCCAACCCGGCCGACUGCGUGGUUCAGAUACUGAAGGAGGAGGGGCCCGGCGCAUUCUUCUUGGGCCUCAUCCCUCAGCUGCUUGGCGUCGCCCCUGAGAAGGCCAUGAAGCUGACGGUGAACGACUUGCUCAUGAGCGUUCUGGAAAGCUACAUCCCGGGGGCUCGCCUCUGGACGCUGGAGCUCUUUGCCGGCAGCGGAGGAGGCCUAGCUCAGGUCGUCUUCACAAACCCGAUGGAGAUGGUCAAGAUCCGGCAGCAGAUGCAAGGCCCCGCCGACGCUGGCCACGCCAAGAAAACAGCUCUCGAGAUCGCACGCGAGCUCGGCCCCGCCGGUUUAUACCAGGGCAGCAUCGCCACGCUGCUGCGCGAGAUCCCGUCGUCCGCCAUUUUCUUCGGCUGCUACAUCGUGUUGAAAGAUUCUUUCCCGGAUCAGCCGUUCAUCGCCGGCUGCCUCGCGGCUGCGCCCGCGGCGUUCCUGUGCACGCCCAUGGACGUCGUCAAGACUCGCAUGCAGAUGGAGCGGAAGGAGGGCGAGGUGGUGCUCGGGUUCUGGGACACGACCCAAAAGAUCAUUCGGGAGGAGGGGCCAAAGGCCCUCUUCAACGGCGGGCUCACCCGCGUGCUCCGAGUUAGCCCCCAGUUCGGGAUCACUCUGGCUGUGUACGAGCUUCUGAAUCACUGGUAACACCAGCCGGUCUGCAAUUGUUCAAGUCGACUCGACAUGCUUUUGCGCAGAGUCAGGAUAGAAAUUGUUACAUACUCGCAGGUAGAUAGUGGGUUGAUAUCAUUCUUUCGGGGCCUCUAGAAAAGAGGUACAUAGAAAAGUGGGCGGGGAAGUUGAUUGGUUAGCAGCCUGUCAUUUGUACAGUGGGUUUUCGUCAGACUGGUGUGUACAACAAGAGAUUGAGACAAUUUCGAGAAAGGCACAGAAGUUCUUGCCACAACGUAGUGCUGGAUUAGGUUUCGACGAGUAGUUCAAGUUUGCAUAGUCCGAAUGAGAAAGUUGUUAGAAAGGCAUUUUGUUCAUAAUCUUGGUCAGAUUAAAUAUGCAACCUUGUCAUUUGUGAUCAUUUGUUAACAGGUUGAAGGCAGUGCUUCUUGGGCGCUUCCCAAAUCGGGCAGGAACCUGGCUGUUGAUUGGACAUCCCGUAUUUGACUCGCUGCAAACCUGCAAGGCAUCCUGAGCGAUAUAUAUAACAUGUGCGCAUCA
Klebsormidium nitens is the source of this 3373-nucleotide messenger RNA. NCBI's taxonomy places the organism in Eukaryota, Viridiplantae, Streptophyta, Klebsormidiophyceae, Klebsormidiales, Klebsormidiaceae. The record is from the annotation of a GenBank genome assembly.